This is a messenger RNA of Batrachochytrium dendrobatidis JAM81, 1434 nucleotides long. RefSeq lists its product as uncharacterized. Gene Ontology annotation, molecular function: aspartic-type endopeptidase activity. Gene Ontology annotation, biological process: proteolysis. The coding region runs from base 1 to 1434 and encodes 477 amino acids. Lineage: Eukaryota; Fungi; Chytridiomycota; Chytridiomycetes; Rhizophydiales. The record is from RefSeq and is a predicted model, not a curated record. The transcript has 4 exons.
AUGCUGAUUACUCUAGAAUGCAUUCUACUUGCGUUACAGGCGGUUUCUGCAGUUCGAGUUGCAUUAGAUUCACCUUCCGAAAUUGACAGUCCAUCAAGCAAUAGGCUAUCAAAGCGAUCACCUGUUGAAUUGGAUGGUGAUAUUAACAAAUGUUACAGAAUGAAAUUUAAUCUUUAUGGAGUCAGUUUGAAUUUACAAGUCGAUUCAGCGAUUUCUGAUACGAUCGUACCACUUCCUGGUUCAAAAAACAAUAUAGGUUUGGAUAUACUAAGUAUUACAAGUGGGAGACACGUUACUAUAAAUUACAAAGGCAAAGAGUAUAGAGGAAUUGAUUUCACAGCCACUGUGACGAUUCCGGGUACUAGUAUAACUGGCAUUGGGUUACCAGUAGUAGCAGUUAAAAAACAAUCGCCAGAUUCAGUUGGUAUCAGUCCAAAUUUUGAUGGAGUAUUUGGGAUUGGUUAUCCCUCGUUGUCAAAGCGUCGUCCACAAACCACUGUGUUGGAUGUUUUGUACAAUGAUGGUGUCAUUUCUAAUAACGAGAUUGGUCUUCAACUAUGUCCGUAUGGCAUGCGUUCAAAAAGCUUCAUCAAUAUAGGAAACACGGACGUAACUCCAAAAUGCGGGACAGAUGGAAAAAGUGUUGCAUGGGUACAAUCACCAUCAGACGAUCGUCAUACUGUCAACAUCAAGAGUAUACUAAUCGAUGGCAAACAAGUGAAUCUACCCGAGGAAUUCCAAAAAAGGGUAAAAGAUGGACGUAUUUUGUAUUCAUAUAUACAUACAUGCUUUGUAUAUAUGUAUUUUCCUGAAGUAGUCGUGGCAGCGUUGGUUGAUGCUAUUGUUGGUAGUAAUGCGAUCACUGUCAAAAAAACUAAAUCCGAACACAAGCACAAGCUCAGCGAAACAGAAAUUGAAAAAGUAUUUUGGGAAAACCGUCUAAUCCUCAAAUCCAAACUUAAUAUUGAUUGGAGCAAGCUGCCGUCGCUUUCAAUUACAAUGUUUGCUCAAAACCCCGUAACUGAUGAAAAUAGCAACUCCGUUGUAACAAUCAAACUGGGUCCCAAAGACUAUAUACAGAGAGUCAAUUCCAAAGAAUUUAGAUUUACUGUAACAGCUGGUUCAAAUGAAAAUGCAGCUCUUGGUAUAUCAUUUAUGACUCGACUUGCAGUCACAUUUGAUUUACAAAAUGCACGCAUUGGAUUUGGUCCUGGAUGUGGAUGCGAAACUGCGACUGAUGGAUAUCCUAUUAUUUCAAACAGUUAUCAAGUACUCUGGCCAUUAACACAACUGCCUGAACAACCAAGCGGUUCAAGUUCAGGUGACACAUCUACUCUCAGGAGAUCAUUUUCGCGAUUUGGUAGUACUCUCCGUGAUAGUAUUCGUCGUAGUAGUAGGCGGCUAAAGUUUAAUUACAAGAAACUUGAUGGCUAA